AUGGAAGUCAACACUAACCAGGCGGAGGCCAGAUGUUAUGAAGAUAUAAAUUCAGAUGAGAGCAUGGAAGACAGAAGAGUGGUUCGAAAUGUUAGUGAAAAGAUGACUGAGGAUGUUAGUAGUGAUAGUCGUGAUUCAAAUAGUGAUGGCAGUGAUUCAGGAAGUGAUGAUAAAGAUUCAAGCAGUGAUGAUAAUGAUUCAAGCAGUGAUGAUAAUGAUUCAAGCAGUGAAGAUAAUGAUUCAAGCAGUGAUGGUGGUGUUUCCAGAAGUGAGGAAUGUGUUUCAGUAGGUGAUGAAAAUGAGAUUGAUGAAGAGAAAAAAGAGAAAAAUGAUGGUGUGUGUGUAAAGGAUAAAGAAGAAAAGAGAGAAAGGUAA
Molecule: messenger RNA, 375 nt
Organism: Mercenaria mercenaria
Lineage: Eukaryota; Metazoa; Mollusca; Bivalvia; Venerida; Veneridae
Exons: 1
Coding region: 1-375 (124 amino acids)
Source: RefSeq, a predicted model, not a curated record